AUGUCCUCGGAAAUUCCAGCGGAUGACAAGGAGACUGCCGUCCGGUUGCGUCGUCGCACCAAAUCAACGAAAAAGCGAGCAAAAAGAGUGCUCGAUGAUGAGGUGGACACGCCCAAAAAUCUCAGCAACAGUGAAAAAGAGAUGACAGCGGCUGAGCUUUUGCUCAUGCGGAAAGCUCAACAGAUGCGCGAGGAGAGCCGCAAAAUCGCUUUGGACAUCACAGGUGGUGAAAAGCGUCAUCGCGAUGGGGAGAAAACAGAAAAGGCAAACCCUUCGUCUGUCGACAAUGUUAUUAGUGAUCUGAAGGACGACUUUGCCGUCGAACGCUCCGGACAUGACAUGGAAGAGAGAAUGGAGAAGUUUAUCAACGACGGGAUGAAGAAGAAGUUUGGCGACAAGGACGACCAUACAAUUACAUCUGCGCGUGAUGGAAACACUGCCGAUGAAUUCGACUUAUUUGCAGUUCCAGAAAGAUUAAAAGUCGAACAACGCCCGCAGUAUGAUCCCGGAGAUGGCCUACCUGCGGCAGGCGUUGAAGAGGUGGAACUCCCGGAAGAUGUUCGUCAGAGGAAUAUUGAAGAAACCGUGCGCGCGCAUAGGAAGCUCCUCGAGAAAAGGGACGAGCGUUUGAGCACCCCUAUACUAGCAAGUAUACCGGGCAAUGUCAGUGCCAACUACUCCAAACACAGAAGCGACUGGAUUGCGGAGCAUGUAGGGCCAAAAGGCCACGACAGCGGGAACGAGCCAGUACAGAAUAUUUCCAAUGUCAGUGGGGAUGGCAAGGGUAAAGUGAGAGACGAUACAGUCAAGAGGCCGCGAUAUCAAGCAGCAACUGACUACUUAGUUGCAGAUCGAUUCAAGAAGCGUUGGCGUCGAUAG
This is a messenger RNA of Chondrus crispus (carragheen), 879 nucleotides long. RefSeq names its product Protein C9orf78, putative. The transcript has a single exon. The record is from RefSeq and is a predicted model, not a curated record. Gene Ontology annotation, biological process: mRNA splicing, via spliceosome. Bases 1 to 879 code for a protein of 292 amino acids. Lineage: Eukaryota; Rhodophyta; Florideophyceae; Gigartinales; Gigartinaceae. Gene Ontology annotation, cellular component: spliceosomal complex.